AUGACUGGACAGUCUCCUAACAGGGUUCAUCGUCGGCCGGCCAGUGCUUUGAGCUCCAGCCAAUCACAGACUCCGGCUGGCUCUGAGGGCGGAGUCUCUGCAGCUCACCUGUAUGAGGCCGUGCGGAGCGGACGCAGCGCACUGACAACGGUGAUUGAUGAUUGGCUGGAGGAGUACCAAAGAGACCGAGAGGCGGGGCUUCUGGAGCUCAUCAACUUUGUGGUUCAGUGCAGCGGCUGUAAAGGUGUGGUCAGCAGAGAGAUGCUCAGCAGCCUGCAGAACGCAGACAUCAUCAGUCACCUGACCAAAGAGUUCAACGAGGACUCUGUCAGUUACCCGCUGGUGUCGAGCGGCCCUCAGUGGCGUCGCUUUAGUGAAGGAGUGUGUGAGUUUGUGUGUGUGCUGGUGCGCGGCUGUCGAAACACACUCCUGUUCGAUGACUUCCUGUUCUCCUCCUUCAUCGCUCUGCUGACGGGGCUGGCGGACUCACAGGUGCGCGCGUUCAGACACACCAGCAGCUUCAUCGCCAUGCGCUUGAUGUCCUCCCUAGUGUCAGUAGCUGCUGAUGUGAAUAUUCAAGCGCAGAUGAUCCAGAGACGCAGCGACCUGGAGAACAACAAACCGGCUGAGGAGAGGGCCAUCGACCGGCUGGAGGAGCUGGAGCACUCCUACAGAGAGUUGCUGGAGCAGCAGGAGGACCUGCGCUCUCUGAUGAACGGGAUCUUUAAGGGUGUUUUCGUUCAUCGCUAUCGUGACGUCAUUCCUGAGAUCCGCACCGUGUGUAUGGAGGAGAUGGGGGUGUGGCUUAGGGAAAACCCCGCCCACUUCCUCAAUGACGAGCACCUCAAAUAUGUGGGCUGGAUGCUGCAUGACAAGCAAGCUGCUGUGCGACUGCAGUGUGUGUUGACGUUACAGAAGCUCUUCGAGGAGAAAGAUUUCCUCAGCCGAUUAGAAUUCUUCACCAGCCGCUUUAAGGAGCGGAUUCUGUGUAUGAUCCUGGAUAAAGACAGUGACGUGGCGUUGGAGACGGUGAAGCUGCUGCUGCUCAUCCAGACGCAGACAGAUGAUGGUCUCAGUGCGAGUGAGCGUGCCGCUGUGUAUCCGCUGGUGUUCGCCACACACAGAGGUCUGGCCUGCGCAGCCGGACGCUUCCUCUACCACACGCUGUGUUGUGCAGCAGAUCAGAGCUCAGACAGCCGCAGUGUUUCCAUCCUCCGGCUGCUGGCGCUCUUCUUCAUUCAGAGUGAGUAUCAUGAUCAUGCUGCCUAUCUAGUGGACAGUCUGUGGGAUGUGGCAGGGGCGGAGCUGAAAGACUGGGAGCUGAUGACAUCACUGUUACUGCAGAACAGCGGCCUGCAGGAGCAGCUGGAGAGCGCCCUUAUUGACAUCAUGAUGUGUGCGGUCCGACAGGCUGCUGAGGCCACGCCCCCCACUGCCCGCGCACACAGGAAGAGUGUGACGGCGAGGCAGAAGCGUGUGCAGGCUCAGGAUCAGAGGCGUAUCUCCAGCGUCUUCAUGCCGGUUCUGCCGCAGCUGCUGGCGAAGUUUUCGGCAGACGUGGGAAAGGUGAGUCGUCUGCUCAGAGCGCCGCUGUACUUCCAGCUGGAGGUGUACGGCACUUCAGGACGCCUGGAGAAGUGCCUGGAUCAGCUGUUGUCGCAGGUGUGUGACAUCACACUGAAGCACCAUGAGGAGUGUGUGUUGGAGGCGUGUGUGCGCGUGUUGUGUGUGUUGUGUGGUGAGGGUUACACCUUCUGUGGUCGAGCAGAGACGGCUGUGGGUCAGCUGCUGGACACCACUGUGGAGAAGUUCACUGCCAACCUGGAGGAGAUCCUACAGGGUUUGGCUGAUGAAGAUGAUCUAUAUAGAGCUGCUUCCUCUCUGAACAUCCUGGCCAUCUUCAGCAGUGCCAGAGAUCUGACAGAGAGGAACCUGUUUGAGUUCUGCUUUCAGCUGCUGAAGAUGGGGGUGGAGACUGGAGAGAUCAGCGAGAAGCUGAUGGUUCCUGCUCUGAGCUGUUGCGCAUACCAGCUGCUGUGGAGCGCGCACAGGAACACACAGCGCCGCACGGACAAGGCUGAAGCGCGGCGUGUGUUGAAGUCUCUUCACUCCUUCUGUGUGCUGUGUCAGAGCUGUCUGUCCAGCGCCCUCAGCCCCAUCAGGAGCAGGGCAUUUGUGUGUGUGUGUGACCUGCUGCUGGUGUUCUGCAGACCCCCUGAGGGUAGCGUCUCUCCGCUGCAGCGCUUCAGUCCUGACGAGUCUCUCCGAGCAGAAAUGGCCUCGUUUGUGCUAGACUAUGUGUUCGGUGAUGAAGAUCUGACGGGUGAGGAUGAAGAUGAGGAGAUGAAGAUGACUGCACUGCUGCAGAAGAGGAAUCAUUUAUCAGGAUACUGUAAACUCAUCAUAUACGGAGUCCUGGAGCUGCAGGCCGCAACCGACAUACUCAGAUACUACCACAGGUUCUACAAGGAUUUCGGUGACAUUAUCAAAGAAACUCUCAACAAAUCUAAGAUGAUCAACUCAGAGGACAGUGCCAGAACCGUCUGCUUGUGUCUGCAGCAGCUGUACGCCGGGCUGGAUCUGCAGUGUUGUGAUGGAGAGCUGAUGGAGAUCCGUUUGCUGGCGAAGAAAUUGGCCAUGAACUUCAGCAUUAACCUUCGUCUCGUGCGCAAGCCACUGCUGUCCCUACACCAGGAUGGCAUUCGAUUUGCUAGUCAAGGGCUUGAGAAGGGUGAAGUGAUGAACCUGCAGUUCCUGGAGAUUCUGAGUGAGUUCAGUUUCAAACUCCUGCAGCCCGAACGCAAGCAGCUGCUGGUGAUUCUGCGGCGUGUGUGUUCCUCUGUGCUGAACAACGGCUGUGUGAGGAUGUACGAGCGAUCUCUGACUUCAGGAUCCAAAGAAACGGCAGAGACAUCUGAGGCCCCCGUCAACAAACGCAGACGCACACACAGUUUGGAGACGGCAGCUGUGAUUUCACACACACACCGCCACGACACCGACGACGAGUUCACAGACAGGCCCGUCCACAUAAAGAGUGUCAGUCGCCCGCAGUCCAGCCCGCUCUCACAGAGCCUUCAGUCUCAUCUCAGCACACUCUCUCUGGGCCGUGGCGAUGGCUCAGAUGAGGAUGAUGAUGAUCCAGAUAUUGCAGACUACAGUGAUGAAGACUCCGAGACCGGCAUCACUUUGCCGUCCACUCACGGCUCCACGAGUUUCCUGGAGGAUCUGUUUGUGUGACGCCGCUGGAGCUUCAGUGUGUAUUCAUGGCAGCGUUUGUGCAGUGUUCAGAUGUGUGUGUUUUUUUGUGUGUGUGUUUGUGUUCAGAUGUGUGUUUGUGUGCAGUGUUCAGAUGUGUGUGUUCAGGGCAGGUUCGCUGAGUGUCCUGAUUUAAACAAAUAAAGCACAGU
Messenger RNA from Danio aesculapii, 3407 nucleotides. It is a transcript of the gene stag3, whose product is annotated as cohesin subunit SA-2. Gene Ontology annotation, biological process: sister chromatid cohesion. The record is from RefSeq and is a predicted model, not a curated record. Gene Ontology annotation, molecular function: chromatin binding. Gene Ontology annotation, cellular component: nucleus; chromatin; cohesin complex. Bases 1 to 3237 code for a protein of 1078 amino acids. The transcript has 30 exons. NCBI's taxonomy places the organism in Eukaryota, Metazoa, Chordata, Actinopteri, Cypriniformes, Danionidae.